UGUGUGGUCAGCUCAGGUGGAACGUCACUCAAAACAAGCACACCCCUUUGUGCUGCUCUGAGGUGUGGAAUAUCGAGUGUGGUUUAAUGGUUUGCGCAUGUGCUAAAACGGGAGGCUGGUGGUGAUGUUUAGUGACAACUACAAAGAAGAGGACAGAAGGGAGACGAGUUCAAAUACAAAGUUUAGUUGUGUCGUUCUUUCAAAGAAAUAAAAUCACAUGUAUUCAUCUUUGGUAAAUUCCGUAUAAACAUUACAAAAAAUAAAUACAAAGGAAACGGCAACUUUGUUUUGUUCUUUUUUUGAGGCAGUUUUUUUUGCACUCUACCGGCGGCGUCUUUCUUUUGCAUAAAGACUAGGCAGUCUCUGCAUGUGUCAGCGUUAAAGAAACACAAGAUUACCGAGCGGGGGGGCUGGCCGGGGCGUGGCUUCACUUGGAGGGCAGCAGGUUGCAUGGUAGGCUGGACUUGAUGCAUGACAUUUGCAUGACUCCAUUCAGUGUCUUUGUGGAUUUUGUCAGUGAACUGAUGCAGACAUGGCUCAAACAGCACGGGUUAAUGGCAGUGUUUCAGAAAAAGAGGGAGGUCUGAAUGUGGAAGAUGACAAGGACUCACCAGCCCCUUACUUUUUGGAAACUCCCUAUGGUUAUCAGCUAGACCUGGACUUUCUGAAGUAUGUGGACGAUAUUGAAAGGGGCAACACCAUCAAGAGGUUAAACAUCCAGAGAAAGCCUAAAGUGGCAAAAUCUGUGACAACACCCAGGAGUGGUGGUGGGCAGACCUGUGAAUGGACAUCGACAGAGUCGUUGUCAUCUUCAUCAAACAGCGAUGACUAUAGGCAGUCCCCAUCUUUCCUCGCCACUAGAAGCCAACCAACUCCUCCUCCAGUGAGGGCAGCUGCUUUACAUGAGGCCUCCCCAGCCUUUCUGAGUGUCCCUGAGGGCAAACUCCUGCCACCUCCUUCCCCGAGGCUUCCCAGACACAACUUUCUUGUGGAGAAAACCUUGAUGGAGACACGAAGACGGUUGGAGCAAGAGAGACUGCUAAUGCAGCCCCCUGCCAAUGAGACCCGCAGGCCUAGGCUUGCCAGUUUGGGGGGAAUGGGAUCGACCGGUUCUCUUUCUUCCUUUACCGGAUCCAGUGGGCACAAUCAGAUCUCCCCAAACCCCCAGCAGCACCUUCACAAUGGGCAUCAAGCCAAUGGAGAAUACAAUCCAUACUUUACCUCCUCCAUAGGAAGCUCUAUCCGUCACAGCCCAAUGAGUUCAGGAAUGACUACCCCAGUCACCAACGUUAGCCCCACACACUUACAACACAUCCGGGAGCAGAUGAUGGUAGCCUUGAAGCGGCUGAAGGAGCUCGAGGAGCAAGUCAAGACUAUCCCAAUUCUGCAAGUAAAGAUCUCUGUGCUGCAGGAGGAGAAGAGACAGCUAACCCAGCAGAUGAAAAACCAAAAACCAUCCAAUCAGAAUACUGGCUGUGCUUUCAGAAAAAGGUCCUACAGUGCUGGGAAUGCUGAUCACCUUGAACAGCUCUCCCAAACUAGAAAGGGAGGGGAGCUACAUAUUGAUUCUGAGGAUGAAAUGGAAAGUCUAGGGCAGAGCUCUCAAAGAAUAGAAGAGUUCAGGCAGCUCACCGCUGAAAUGCAGGCUUUGGAGAGAAAGAUCCAAGACAAUAGCUAUGAUCUACAACCUGGCUUAUCCCAAAAUGUGGAGCAGCAACGGAGUGUGAAAGAACACAAAUCUGUUGCUGUUGGGGCUAAUGAGAACAUGAAUGACAUUGUGAUUUAUCGUAAGUCAUCUAGACAGUGUCAGGAGGUAGCAGUGGGGACCGAGACUGAGACAAGGAGUGCUGGCGUUGGUGUAACAGAGGCUUUGCUGGGCAUGACAACAGAAGCAGAGACAGAAAUUGAGAUGCAGAAUCAGACCAUUGAUGUACUGAAAGACAAAAUUUACAGGUUGGAGGUGCAGUUGAAAGAAACAACCCAUGAAAUGGAAAUGAGCAAGUUGAAAAUGGAGCUUCAGGCAGCGGGAUCAAGAAAGAAAGCUGAUAAGGGGUCAAUGGCUCGACCAGUGGUUUGCAGCACCUCUGUAGAAGCAUCGGUGCAGAUGCAAAGCCAAGCGGUGGGAAAUCACAUUGAUUUCACUGAUUCUUGUGUCGGCAGAGAUUUGCAGACGUCUACUAUUGGAUUUACCUGCAGACCUGAAAUCCAGAAUGCCGCUGUGGGCCCGGAAAUACCCAUGAACCGAUGGAUUGUCCGUGAAAGGGUGGAGACUCAGGAUCAGUGUACCGGGCAGCAUGUUGUAAUGUGUAGCAAGAAUGUGGGAGUGGAAUUGAGUGUUUGUGAAACUGGAGUGAAUACAGAAGAAACUGUGGAUAGUUUAGCCCUUUGCAAAGCUAAGCUCGAACAAGCUAAAGAGUUUAGGUCAAUAGGAUGUGGGGAAUGUUCAGUGGAUGUGACAGUUUGCCCUAUAAAAGAGCUGGUGUCUCUAGACACAAAUACAGAUUAUGUAGAGAGAGUGGAGUUAGGUGUCAUGGCCAUACCUCAGACUUCUUCUCAACAAACAAAUACAGUAAUAGAUUCCAUUAGCAAGUUUACCAACACAGAAACAGCAACUUUCAUGAAUUCCAGCACAAACACAGUGUUAAGCACUUCUGAUAAGCAGACAAGUACAGUACCGACUGAGACUAGAACGGUUGCUGUGGGAGAUGGUAGAGUGAAAGAUGUUCAGUCUGUUAAAAUUCGUUCCAUUGGGGUGGGUACCUUGGUCAGUGGUGAUGCUAUUUUGGAAAAGCCAUAUGCAGUGAAGACCAAAGAUUUUGGUGUAGGGCAGGUUAGUGUCAAUGAAAACUUUUUGGUUGGUCUGAAAACACGCAACAUUGCCUGUGGACCCUCAACUCAGGCACUUUCACCUGCCAAUACCAGAAGUGUCGCAUUGGGUGACAAGGGUGUUCCUGUAACAGGACAGAUCCAGCCAUCUGAACCGGAAAUAGCCUUUGGUUUGGACCACUAUAUUGAGCAGGUACAGAAACUUCUGCAAGAGCAGCAGAUGCUUCUGGCUGAGAACUAUAGUGAACUUGAAGACACAUUCGGGCAGCCUCAUUCCCAGAUUGGUUCCCUCAACUGCCAGCUAAUGAACACAUUAUCAUCUAUAAACACAGUUAUGAAAUGUGCAAGUACUGAGGAAUUAAGAAGCUUGGACAUCUUGAAGCUCUGCCCUGAUACUACAAGUGCCAUAACAGAUAUCGAUCAGUCUUUGCUCAGCAGCACUACCAACACGUGUGUGUCCUCCACGACGCAGUCGGUCAUUCUCGAACAGAAGGUCGAGGCCACACCAGUGGAGCAAGUUACAUCUGUGUCUACAGUGAGCGAGUUAAACACUGGGUCCAAGACCUAUACACCCCAGGAGAAUGUGACAUCUCGAAUGAAUUUGACGGAUCAGCAAAUUACUUCUGCCUUACAUGGGCAGUCUUGUAGUCCAAAUACUCUGAAGUCUAUUAUGAAGAAGAAAGAUGGCAGACAAGGCUCAAAUGGCACAAAGAAGAACUUGCAGUUUGUAGGUGUGAAUGGAGGGUAUGAGACCACAUCAAGUGACGACUCAAGUUCAGAGGAAAGCAGCUCGUCGGAGUCGGAGGAUGAGUGUGAAAGGAAUGAGUAUUUGAAUGAAGGGGUGGCUGGGAGAGCUGAGGAGUUUUGCAAUGAAGGUGCAAUGAAAGUCAAAGGAGAGACUGAAGAGGGAGAUGCUGAGAAGGUGGAGAUUAGAGAGAGGUAUGAGCUGAGUGAGAAGAUGUUGUCGGCAUGCAAUGUAUUGAAAAAUCACCUGAAUGACUCCAAGGUUUUGACUAACAAAGAUGUGAGAGCUUGUCUGAACACGAUUCAGCACGAGUGGUUCCGUGUCUCUAGUCAGAAGUCUGCAGUCCCGGCUAUGGUUGAAGAUUCUCUUUCUGCCUUCAGAGAGGUGUCUGCUGCAGUCCUGCGACACAUAGUCAACAUGGCUGAUGGCAAUGGAAACACAGCCCUCCAUUACAGUGUGUCUCACUCCAAUUUUGAUAUUGUCAGGCUGCUUUUAGAUGCAGAUGUCUGUAACGUAAAUCAGCAGAACAAAGCUGGAUAUACUCCCAUUAUGCUGGCUGCUCUUGCAGCAGUGGAGGCAGAAAAAGACAUGCGGAUAGUUGAGGAACUCUUCAGCAAAGGGGAUGUGAAUGCUAAAGCCAGCCAGGCUGGCCAAACCGCACUAAUGUUAGCAGUGAGCCAUGGGCGAAUGGAUAUGGUGAAAGCUCUGUUGGCAUGUUCCGCUGAUGUCAAUAUUCAGGAUGAUGAGGGGUCCACAGCUGUGAUGUGCGCCAGUGAACAUGGUCAUGUGGAGAUAGUAAAACUCCUGCUGUCUCAGCCUGGAUGUGAUGCUACAUUGACUGACAGUGAUGAGAGUACUGCAUUAUCGAUAGCUAUGGAGGCUGGACACAAGGACAUUGCAGUUCUUCUUUAUGCUCAUGUAAACUUCUCCAAAGCCCAAUCACCAGGCACACCGAGGCUUGGAAGGAAAACGUCUCCUAGCCCAACACGAAGAAGCAUGUUUGAUUAAUAUUCCAAACCUGUCGAUCCCCCACCCCACUCCCCAAGCUGCUAUUGGUUCUUGUUAACCUGGACAGAUACUGAAUGUAGAAAUCAGUUUAAAAAAAAAAAAAAAAAAAAAAAAAAAAGUGCCUGAGCUCACCAGCGUAUUUUAGCAAUAAAAAAGUAUGUAUGUGUGUAAUAUGAAAUUAUCGGCAGCAAUAAGCAAUUGAAGCUUGGUAAUUUAAAUAUUCAGAAAUGCUGCUUUCGUUUCUUCAUUGAACAGUCAGGUCUCUUCCUAGCUCUUCCUCAUUUUAAUCUGCCGUUGACGUUACGUUGUCUCUAUAAUCAAUGUAUUAUGUAAUCUGCCAGUACAGGUUCUGUUACUCUCAAACAAGCCAUAUUGUCAAUGGCAUAUUUAUAUUGCUAAUCUUGCUUUACAUUUAUUUAUUUUUUUUGCUUGUUUUUUAGCAUUAACCCUUUGACCUCUUUCCUUUUAAUUUGAGAUUAAAGACCUAAAUUGAAAUCAUUUUAGUAUAAUCCUGGGGAAAGAUGAACAGGGAAGGUUAAAGGGUUAAAUAAAUCAAAGUGACCCAUUUGUUUGGUCCAAAUUUAUUCUAUAGAAAGAUAUCUCAGAACGAAUAUAGUGUAUAACUUAUGUAAAGAUCAUUUGUAUCUAUUUAAAAAUUGAGUCAGUAUUUUCAAACUGUUUUAUGUAACCCAAUUAAUACAACAUUUACAUGAAGUUGCAUAUUUACUAUCAACCUAUAGUUUAAUUCCUAUAAAUAUUGUAUUUGUCAUUGUGUAUAUAAGUAUAUAUGAUGGCAUUUUUAGUCUAACUGGAGGUGCUCCAUUUGUAAUCACUUCUGUCUUAUGUAAGCUUGUCUUAUGUACAUUUAUGUCCCAGUAUAUUUAAGGUACUUUAGUUGUGUCCUGUAUUUUUAAUGUUUGAAGUGCCUUAGACUUGCCAUAUUUCUGAAUAAACUGCUUUGUGCUAAUUUGA
Messenger RNA from Acipenser ruthenus (sterlet), 5551 nucleotides. Its product is annotated as KN motif and ankyrin repeat domain-containing protein 1-like. NCBI's taxonomy places the organism in Eukaryota, Metazoa, Chordata, Actinopteri, Acipenseriformes, Acipenseridae. Bases 533 to 4579 code for a protein of 1348 amino acids. Gene Ontology annotation, biological process: negative regulation of actin filament polymerization. The transcript is spliced from 13 exons. Gene Ontology annotation, molecular function: protein binding. Gene Ontology annotation, cellular component: cytoplasm; cytoskeleton. The record is from RefSeq and is a predicted model, not a curated record.